Meleagris gallopavo (turkey) is the source of this 4279-nucleotide messenger RNA. The record is from RefSeq and is a predicted model, not a curated record. Lineage: Eukaryota; Metazoa; Chordata; Aves; Galliformes; Phasianidae.
AUGGACCUUCAUGGGCUGGAAGCUUUCCUGGAAGAGGACAAUGCCAAACUGAGAUCUGGACUGUACCAUGAACACACGCAGUGUGUGCAGGUUCUCUCCAGGCAGAACUGUGCCGUUGAACUUUGUCCACACUGCAGGCUCAGGUGUUCACCUUGUCAGCUGUCACAUGCUGCGCCUGGGUCUGUGCCAUUCCCUUGGGCUGUAUCUGCUGCUCACCUCAGCUCCCUGUUCGUCUCUGAGUAUUUCUCACAGAGUGCACAGAGGCUGUCCUUCUACAGCUGGUAUGGGAACGCCAAGGUCUUCCACUUCCACGUGCCAGAAGAUACCGUGCUGCUUCGCUGGCUCCUGCAGGCAUCCAGGGGGAAAGAACCUGAGUGCACCAGCAUGGAGGUCACAGUGCACUUUCGCUAUGGAGCCCCUCCUGUAAUUAAUCCACUGGGCACUCAUUUUCCUGCAAACGCAACCGUCCGUCCCUCCUAUAACAUCAGUAUCACUCUGAGCAGCACUGUGCAAAACACCACCUUUGUGAACAUCACUACCCCUGCUGCAGGGGACUGGUUCAUUGCUGCACAUCUCCCUGAGGCCGCUGGCAGAAUUGAAGUGAAGGGUUUCUCCACUCCAUGCACCUAUAUGUUUCAGGCAGAUAUGUUUGUGCUUAGACUCACUGAUAUGCCUGUUCUGGAGCCUGGUGUUGCCAUGCCACAAACCAUCGUCUCACCUGCUAAGCCACUGCAUGUCAAGGUUUUUGUUCCCAAGUACACUGCCAGAAUGUGGUUUGAGCUUCGAAGCUGCAUGACAAGUGAACGGAAAGCAUGCGCUGUGCGGGUAGUGCUGGGCUCAAUCACACUGCCACAGUCCUUCCAGAGGAUCAUCACUUGCACAGGGAAUGUGAACUGCAGCGUAAGCCUGGAUUCACUCCCUUGGGAGAAGUGGUUGCAGAUCAUGGUGGAAAGUCUUGGUACUGCCAAUGCCAGUGUAUCGUUGGAGAUGCUGGCUUCUUUCACAGCAGAUUGUAGACCGGGAAGUACCAGUUCAUUCCUUAACUUCAGCAGCCUAAACCAGAGCCAGGCUGGUUCUGGACCAGGGAGUCCCACUCCAUCUACAGGAAUGGCUUUGCGCAACACUUCUGACCAGAGGAGCUUCUGCCUCCAGAGUCAGCCUGUUGUUCGUGAGGACCUGGAUGUGGUGUCUGUGCGGUACAGGCUCUUGAAUGGUCCCAGCGUAGCUGUGUACUCCAUCUCCCCAACCCUCCUCCUUCUCAACUUGAACAGUGGCAUGGAUAGCGGGGGUUCCCUUGUGAUGAAUCUCCUGCUUAACAAGACGUCGCUGAGCCAGGCCAAUGCCACUGUGGUUGCAUGUGUGAGUGCUGCUUCGCCGGUGCUGUCUCUCAAUACCACGCAGAACUGCAGCACAGCUUUCUUCCAGGGCUACCCUCUGAGUCUGAGCACGUCCUCUGCGGAAGCAAUGCUGAUUGUCCUGUACCCACAGACAGAUGACUGGUUCCUUUCCUUACAGCUCAUGUGCCCGAAGGGCCAGAGUGAAUGUAACACCGCAGAAGCCAAAGUGACUGUCAUAGCAUACCUCACCCCCUGCUUCAAUGACUGUGGGCCAUAUGGACAGUGCAGCCUCCUGAGAAGACACGGCUACCUCUAUGCUGGCUGCAGCUGUAAAGCUGGUUGGAGCGGGUGGAGCUGCACAGACGAUACCAAGGCCCAGUCUGUUGGUGCACAGAACCUGGCCACCCUCCUGCUCACGCUGAGUAACCUCAUGUUCCUGCCGGCAAUAGCGGUUGCUGUUUAUCGGUACUAUCUGGUGGAGGCCUCUGUCUACACCUACACCAUGUUCUUCUCCACGUUCUACCAUGCAUGUGACCAGCCAGGCAUCGCAGUGAUGUGCAUUAUGGACUACGACACACUACAGUAUUGUGACUUCUUGGGCUCUGUGGUGUCCAUUUGGGUGACGAUUUUGUGCAUGUCCCGGGUGAAGAAAAUUCUGAAAUACGUUCUUUUUGUCCUGGGGUCACUGCUAAUCGCCAUGUCCCUGCAGCUGGAUCGCAGAGGGGUGUGGAACAUGAUGGGUCCCUGCCUGUUUGCCCUCAUCAUCAUGAUCUCAGCAUGGGUUUACCACGGAGUGAAGCGCAGACACUGCUACCCCUCCUCGUGGAAGCGAUGGGUUUUCUACCUCCUCCCAGGGAUCACCUUGGCUUUCAUCGCCAUCUCAGUAUAUGCGUUCAUGGAAACCAAUGAGAACUAUUACUACACUCACAGCAUCUGGCACGUGCUGGUGGCUGGCAGUGUUGCUUUCCUGCUUCCACCUCGGGACAAGCAUAAGAAGCCCUGGGCCUGGUCACAGAAGCUCACAUGUCGCUAUCAGAUCUGCCAGAAUGACCGUGAGGAGCUCUACGCUGUCACCUGAACUGCUUGGCUCCGUGUCCCAGAGGUGAAGGGCUGGUAAGGUUGCUCUUUGCCAGGCCAGCCUUGGCUGCCCCUCUGUAGCACACUGGCUAUCUUAUGUGCUCUUUCACUGUCUGGGGCAGCACAGAUAUCUAGACUGGAUUUAAAGAUGAAGACGGUGGGCUUGUCUUAUGAAGGCAAGUUUGAGGCCCCCUCCGCUUUUCUGCUGGGAUGGGGCAGGCUCUUCGUGGUUCCAAAUCAAGGAGUAGUCUGCCCACCACCUCCCCCAUGGCCCUGGGGGAAAUUGCCAACCCAUUUUCCCUUUCUACUGUAUCAAUAAGGCUUGGGUUCAGCCCGUGCUGCCCUGGAGCCAGAGGCUGCAGGACUCUUCCCUGCAUUCACUCUCUUAGCAGAGGUCUGUGGGACAGAGAUUUCCCCUGCUAUCCUGCAAUCAAAAUUUGCUUUGUCAAGAGAAGAACAGACUUCUUCUGCCCCUGACCUAGAGGUAGAUGCUUUUGAGUGCUCUUGUGCUAAAAGGAAGGGAGCUGAUCUCAGCAUGCCCUGGGUCCUUGGUUGCUGUAUCCUAUGUGAGCCUAGAGCCCCUCUCUUUGUGAAACAAGGGUGAUGCUGCUCUUACCUAGUCCUGAUUCUGGAGAGGAUGAACGAGACUUGAACUUGGGCCCUAACUUCAGGAUCAGACUUGCCAAGAAUGUGAAAAAAUUGUGGGCAUAUGCAAGAGCAUCAGAAGCAUCUGCCUCAGAACUGUGAAACACGUAGCAGCGCGAGUUUAGUCUGAGUUUUACUUUUGUCCCUUUUAGUUCAUUUGGAAGGAGCUAGGCUACUGUACAGUUUCCCUUCCUCUCUUCGUGUUCAGGUAUUUGCUGUCUUCCUUUCUUUUGUGGGUGCACAGUUCUGCCCAGCUAAUGUAGGUGGCAAUGUCUCUCAGGACUCCAGCGUGGUAGGUGGUGGGCUGUGGCACUUCACUUGCAAGUUAAAUUAGUUACACUACUCCCAGUUCCUGCACCUUUGGACAGCAAGAGUUCACUCUGUAUCUGUGUUGGGGUCAACUUGUGCUGAGCUGGAACUUAGGGCUCUAGAGCAGCUCCAGCUUGAAGGCAUGCUUCAGUCCUGCAGUCAUCUGAGCACAGUAUGGUCUUAUGGCAGGUUUGUUAACAUGUGCUUUGAAUGUGUGCUGCACCCAGCACUUUUCCUGUGCUUGCAUACAGCAUCACACUGGAGCUGUGCCACCCCUGAGCUUGGCCAGUUGUGGCUGAGAGGCUGAGAGUGCUGCAGUCACAGCUGCUCUCAAGCCAUUGGCAGUGUCUCAGUCCCUCCAAGAGCCACCUCCAUGAACUCCCAAGGUAGCUUUAGUCACUUUGGGUUCAUCUGUAUCACCUUAGCCUUAUUGGAGGGCACUCAGAUAUAAGAAAGCAAGACCAGAAACAGAAUUGGCAAUUAGGAAAGUAGUCUUUGCCCAUCCCUAUUAUAUAGAUAAGGGCUCAAAUACAUAGUUCCCUGCCUGUUUAUUCUAGCCAUGGAGGGUGGCUGAGGGAGAACAGCUUAGGACUGUACAAAGGUCUCCCUUCUAUGCUAGAGUUAAGAUAGUUAAGAUGCUGAUGUCCAUGUGUUUUUGUUGCAGCCUGUGGUCUGGCUCUCUGCAAGCUGACUAAUUUCCAUACAGCUGUGACCCCAGUAAUUGGUGCAUAUCCUCCCACUCUGGGAUCAAACACCACGUGUGUGGUAUUUAAUCUUUCUAAUUGGGGAAGGUGAAGGUUCACACUGCAUUGCUCCUGUCUGGUGUGUGUACUGCUCAGAACUGGUCUGCAAAGCCAGCUAUCCUUUGGGGAGGAAAGAGCUAUUAACAAAGGAUAACACUUCCAAGUUUA